GCGAAUAUUACCAUUUGUACUCAAAACUUUUUCCCGAAUCCCGCAUAAUCCAUUCCCGUGGAUCCAUCCGUACAAUAAUUUCAAAAUUCCAAGUCCUUCCCAGCAACUUUGCGUGGCGACAAACCCUCCGCCGCCGUGUCUACCGAUUAACCCCAAUAUGUCCGCUGCCGCCGAUCCGUCUUACCCUCCUCUUCCCUUCGACGCCGUCAACGCUCCUACGCCACCGCCGCCGGCAACCGAAACCCUUAAUAUUCCUCGGAUCGACUUUGCAAACCUUAAACCCAAACAGCUCGGCGACGCUUGCCGAUCACCGGGCAUCUUCCGGCUCGUGAACCACGGUCUGCCGUGCGAGCUCUCCGGCCGGAUUCAGGCCGAGACGCGCCGGAUUCUGGAGCUACCGUUCGAGCGAAAGCGAGCGGAGAUGUCCGAGCCGGGCGGCGGCGGGCCGGUGGUUUACUUCUGGGGUACACCCGCCGUGAGUUUGAGCCUACGGAGCGUUAAUUGGCUCGAGGGCCUUCACGUGCCGUUAGCCGGAAUCCGGUCCGGCGAGGGAGUGCUGGGGUGGUCCGCCUCUUUCCGGCCUCUAAUGGAAGAAUAUGGUAAACACAUGGAGCGCAUAGUAAGAACCCUAUUCAACUCACUGGCAACAGAUCUCAAAUUGGAUCAUGCACAUCUAGAUUCAUGCAUGGAUCCAUCAAACGGCAUUUUUCGAAUGUACCGUUACCUUUGCUUACCUCAAGCUCAGAGCUUUAUAGGAAUGGGAGCUCAUACAGAUAGCUCAGUCUUAACUGUAGUAGAUGAGGAUGAUGUUGGAGGGUUGCAGGUCUUUCAUGGCGAUGCAUGGUUCCACAUCAUGCCAGUUCCCAACUCACUCAUUGUCAACAUUGGUGAUAUGUUGCAGGUAAUCAGCAAUGAUGAGUAUAGAAGUGUGGAGCAUAGAGUGGUUGAUAAUGGAGCAAAGGAGAGGAUUUCUUUGUGCUUCUUUGUGUUCCCUAAAGAGGCUUUCAAGCUUAGGAGCUUUAGGUAUAGGGAGUUUACUUACAGUGAGUACAAGGCUCAGGUGCAGAAGGAUAUUAAGGAAACUGGAGACAAAGUUGGGUUGAAGAGAUUCAGGCUCUAGUGUGACUUUGUGGUGCAUGACUUGAGUAAUUAAAGAAAAGCUUGUAUUUAGCUUUACAUUGAAAUAGUCAUAUUUGUUUUGUUAUUGUGAGCCAUUAUGGUAUGAUUAUAAUAUAACAUAAUUAUAGUGGGUAAUAUACAUGUGCAGCACACAAUUCCUAUGUAUUUAUGUUAUCUCGCCCCUAAACUUUCAUGUUUACAUACGUAGCAUUUUAGUGCUUUGAAUCUAUGCAUGAAAAUGUGUAUUUCACUUUUAUAAAGUUAUUGUAGUACUUUUUUUGAUGUGAUAUUAAAGAUUUGGGUGCAAUGUGUGUAACUACUUGAGUUUCGGUGUGACACAUGUAGAUACGUAAGAAUUGUGUCCUAUGUAUGUAAAUGCCCCCAAUUAUAAUUGGUUGUGUUGCGAUAUUUUUAUGAAUCAAGAGGGUUUGAUAAUGUCUUUUUGUCAUAGUAUAAAGGAGGUCGUUAGAUGUAUUGUACGUGUG
Molecule: messenger RNA, 1604 nt
Organism: Phalaenopsis equestris
Lineage: Eukaryota; Viridiplantae; Streptophyta; Magnoliopsida; Asparagales; Orchidaceae
Product: gibberellin 2-beta-dioxygenase 8
Exons: 3
Coding region: 158-1120 (320 amino acids)
Molecular function (GO): dioxygenase activity
Source: RefSeq, a predicted model, not a curated record